AUAUUUACUGAGCGUUUGUCCUCUGUUUAACUGUCGCCCUCUGGCUGUGAGCACGAGAAUCGCCAUUCUUUACAGUUCUUCUCAGAAGAUGGCGGAGGGUGAGCUUAACGUUGACAGCAUCAUCUCCCGACUCUUGGAAGUGCGAGGAUGCAGGCCGGGGAAGAUUGUGCAGAUGACGGAGGCGGAGGUACGUGGGCUCUGCAUCAAGUCCCGCGAGAUCUUCCUGAGCCAGCCAAUUCUGCUGGAGCUUGAGGCACCGCUCAAGAUAUGUGGGGACAUCCAUGGGCAGUACACAGACCUGCUGCGGCUCUUUGAGUAUGGGGGCUUCCCCCCUGAGGCUAACUACCUGUUCCUGGGCGACUACGUGGACCGGGGCAAGCAGUCCCUGGAGACCAUCUGCCUGCUGCUGGCCUACAAGAUCAAAUACCCCGAGAACUUCUUCCUGCUGCGCGGCAACCACGAGUGUGCCUCCAUCAACCGCAUCUACGGCUUCUACGAUGAGUGCAAGCGCAGGUUCAAUAUCAAACUGUGGAAGACCUUCACAGACUGCUUCAACUGCCUGCCCAUAGCUGCCAUUAUCGAUGAGAAGAUCUUCUGCUGUCAUGGAGGUCUCUCUCCUGACCUGCAGUCCAUGGAGCAGAUUCGUCGCAUCAUGAGGCCUACAGAUGUGCCAGACACAGGGUUGCUCUGUGACUUGCUGUGGUCAGACCCGGAUAAGGACGUGCAGGGUUGGGGUGAGAACGACCGCGGCGUCUCCUUCACCUUCGGGGCUGACGUGGUCAGCAAGUUCCUCAACCGCCACGAUCUGGACCUUAUCUGCAGAGCACACCAGGUUGUGGAGGAUGGAUAUGAGUUCUUUGCCAAGCGACAGCUGGUGACGCUGUUCUCAGCUCCCAACUACUGCGGGGAGUUUGACAACGCCGGAGGAAUGAUGAGUGUGGAUGAGUCUCUCAUGUGCUCUUUCCAGAUUUUGAAGCCUUCGGAGAAGAAAGCUAAGUAUCAGUAUGGGGGCGUGAACUCAGGUCGGCCAGUCACCCCCCCACGCACGGCUCAGGCCCCCAAGAAGAGGUGAGCACCUGGGCCGUCCACCAGCACCCCCCAGGACCCCCACCACCCCACCCCAGGGGCAGCACAGCCCCACUGCACCUACCCCUCCUUUCUCUCUCUCCUUCUCUCUCGCUGAAGGGAGUGCAUACAGCCCCCUACACACACACACACACACUCUCUCUCAUACACAAUCCUCACCACUUUCUUAUGUACAUAUAAAAGCGAGAAUUUGCUGUGACUAAUGUUCCUGUUCCUUUGCUUGUUUGUUGGUCAUUUUGAAGGGAUCCAUAGAAAGUGACUGUGGUCUUUGCCAUGAGAUGUGUAGUGCUCUGCCCUCCACUGUUACAAGGUGCAGCAAUAUCAGACUAAAUAGUUCAAGUGUGCGCGUGUGCGAGUGCUCAGUGUUUGGGCACAUGGGGACGACUGUGUUUGUGUGUGUGCUUGUGGAAAGGAUACUUUCCUGCCUUCAAUUAAAGAAAGAGUUGAAAGACGAUGUGUGUGUGCGCGUGCGCGUGCGUGUGUGUGUGUGUGUGUGUGUGUGAGUGUGCCAGGAUAAGAGGGAGGGGGUAGGGGCCUUGGUGAGGAUGGUUCAGAGUCCUUGACUGUAUUUAAAAUGGCAGUUCCUUCCAAACAGAUAUCCCCCCUUCCCCCUAUUCGGAAGGGGGCAAGAACCCCCCCACCCCCCUCACCUCAGCCAGUGGGUACAUCUCUAUUAGCUCCAUGUUUGUUCUCUUUCUAGUUGGCGCAGGCUCUUAAAGCCCUGGCCCUUAAGGUACCCCACACCACCCCCCUCCUGCCCCCAGACUCAAGAAUGUUAUCUCUCCUCUGGAGAUGUGUUACCAUUCAGCUCCUGAGACGACGAAAAAGAACCAAGUGUACAUAUAAACCAAACCACUCAUAAGAACCAUACAUUCACCCUAAACAGAUUAACAAAACUAAGAAAUAAACAAAACAAACAAACGAAAAAAGAAUGUAGUUGUCACUCAUUGUAGAUGUGUCGUUUUGAUUUAAGCCUGUGCAUUCACACUGGCAGGAGACUCCAGGGAGGAGCCUGUGGUAGGGCGAGGACUAGUACAAAGGUCAGACAGUAGGCCCCUCUGCAGCUCACCACAAGCCCCCUGCUCCGCUCCACUCCCAUGCCUGAGGAGGUUGUUAGACCUCAGGGUCAGCUCCACUCCUCUCCCCUGCCUGAGGAAGUUGUAGACCUCAGGGUCUGCUCCUGUGCCUGCCUUGCCAGGGUGAAUGCACUUUGGAGGCCAAGGCUGAAGAUGACACGCGACCAUACCAUGAGAAUCAUAGCAGCGUACACAUUAGGAGCACAGUGUUGUUCUUCUUACAUCACAUAGUGUACCUAAAUGAACUGACAGUGGUGUUGCGUUGUCACCACCACCAAGGAUGUGAACGAUUCUUGAAAGUGAACGUAGAAAUUGUGGGAGGUAGAUUGUUUUCUUUUUUUCGUUUUAAAAUGAGUUGUGCAGAGAGCUUCCCACUUGUUAAAGUAUGUGAGUUCAGAUGGGGGGAUGUGCUCGUGGUUGCCUGAACGGCUCUUGGUAUUCAGGCAGGACAGGCCUUCCACGUCCUGACUCCUAUGUGUCUCUUCAGGCACUUAGAGAGGAACUAAAAUAUUUGGUGAGGACGUUAAUGAGGAACAGCAAUUGAGUUGAGUCAUCGGUUUAUCAGACUUCAAUUCAGAUAAUACUUCCUCAGAUCUCACGUCCAAUAACAUACAGAGACCAGAGUAUUCAUAUUGUGGAAUAGGCCUUUUAAAAUGCUGACAGAGCAAAUACUGCACUAGGCCCAAAUUGUUAUGGUCAGGUGUUGAAGCAUUCGGUCCUCGUCAGUGGGUCUGAGGUAGACAUGAAAUGGGUAAAACUGAUUCCUGGUCAGAUGUGUUGGUCAUCAUGUCCUCUUCAGCCUUAGUCUCCACUAUCAAUCCUUCAGUCUCCACGCACAUUUGUGCCAGUGACAAGGAAGCAUCGUCCGUCUCGUAAGGUCUUUUUUCAGGCUUUAAUUUUAGAUUUUGCCGUAUGCCUUGUUUUAUUCUAUUAAACCUAACACUUCCGGGUGAGAAAAUGUAAAAGUGUUUUAAAUUAAAAAAUGAAGAAAAAAAAAGUCAGUUUUGAAAUUUGUACCAGUUUGUUUCAGACUCUUUGAGUGGAAUAAAUGGAACUGUGCUGUCAA
Messenger RNA from Clupea harengus (Atlantic herring), 3228 nucleotides. RefSeq names its product serine/threonine-protein phosphatase PP1-beta catalytic subunit-like. Gene Ontology annotation, molecular function: protein serine/threonine phosphatase activity. The record is from RefSeq and is a predicted model, not a curated record. Gene Ontology annotation, cellular component: cytoplasm; nucleus. NCBI's taxonomy places the organism in Eukaryota, Metazoa, Chordata, Actinopteri, Clupeiformes, Clupeidae.